Messenger RNA from Lolium rigidum, 2401 nucleotides. Its product is annotated as auxin transporter-like protein 1. Gene Ontology annotation, cellular component: plasma membrane. Lineage: Eukaryota; Viridiplantae; Streptophyta; Magnoliopsida; Poales; Poaceae. The transcript is spliced from 7 exons. Bases 537 to 2006 code for a protein of 489 amino acids. The record is from RefSeq and is a predicted model, not a curated record.
CUCCUCCCCAUCUCCACACUCGCUCGUCGGUCUCGCCGGAUCAUCAUCCCCCGGAGCUCAGUUCUUUCUUCCUCUCUCUCUUUCUGAACACACACCUCACCUACGAGGGAGGCUACGGUGCCCACAAAUCCGUUGCGCCGCUCUCUGUCUCUCUCUCUAGUCCGUCCUCCCCAUUACUCCCUCCCUCCGCCAUAAAGGAAGAACAGAGCAGAGAGGCGGAAGCAGAGCCGAGAACACGGCGGCAGGGCAGAGAGUCAAGUGUCUUCCGGCUCUGCGAAGACUGUACCACCCGGGCGGCGCGGCCACCAUCACGCCCCUAGCUACUAGCUACUCCUCCGAGCAGCAGCAGCGGCGAACAGCGAAGCCCACUCCUGCUUCGAUUCAAUAGCACAGUAAAUUCCGUGGCCUCCCAUCCCCCGUUACAGCACCCCUGCAUUCACUGCUCAUCACUCCGCCCGCGAUCUCCAAAUCUUUUUCAGCUCCCCGCGGGAAAAAGAGCACAGCCCACCGCAGCCAGAGUGUGGGAGAGAGGGAGGAUGGUGCCGCGCGAGCAUGGCGGGGAGGAGUCCAUCGUGGCGGCCGGCAACGGCAAGGAGGAGGAGGUCGGGGUGAUGGGCGUCAGCGGCGCCGCCGACGGCGACGACGAGGAGCAGCACGGCGGCGGCAAGUUCAGCGUCACCAGCUUCCUCUGGCACGGAGGCUCCGUCUGGGACGCAUGGUUCAGCUGCGCAUCCAACCAGGUCGCCCAGGUGCUCCUGACGCUGCCCUACUCCUUCUCGCAGCUGGGCAUGGUCUCCGGCAUCGUCCUGCAGCUCUUCUACGGCUUCCUCGGCAGCUGGACCGCCUACCUCAUCAGCGUCCUCUACGUCGAGUACCGCUCCCGCAAGGAGAAGGAAGGGGUCAGCUUCAAGAACCACGUCAUACAGUGGUUCGAGGUGCUUGAUGGGCUGCUGGGCCCGUACUGGAAGGCGGCCGGCCUCGCCUUCAACUGCACGUUCCUGCUCUUCGGCACCGUCAUCCAGCUCAUCGCCUGCGCCAGUAACAUCUACUACAUCAACGACCGGCUGGACAAGCGGACAUGGACGUACAUCUUCGGCGCCUGCUGCGCCACCACCGUCUUCAUCCCAUCCUUCCACAACUACCGGAUCUGGUCCUUCCUGGGGCUCGGCAUGACCACCUACACUGCAUGGUACCUCACCAUCGCCGCGCUCGUUAACGGCCAGGUCGAGGGCGUCGCGCACACCGGGCCCAAGAAGCUCGUGCUCUACUUCACCGGCGCCACCAACAUCCUCUACACCUUCGGAGGGCACGCAGUCACUGUUGAGAUCAUGCACGCGAUGUGGAAGCCGGCCAAGUUCAAGUACAUCUACCUUCUUGCGACGCUGUACGUGUUCACGCUGACGCUGCCGUCGGCGUCGGCCAUGUACUGGGCGUACGGCGACCAGCUGCUGACCCACGCCAACGCGUUCGCGCUGCUGCCCAAGACGGCGUGGCGGGACGCGGCGGUGGUGCUGAUGCUCAUCCACCAGUUCAUCACCUUCGGCUUCGCGUGCACCCCGCUCUACUUCGUGUGGGAGAAGGUGAUCGGGAUGCACGACACCAAGAGCCUGUGCCUGCGCGCCCUGGCCAGGCUCCCCAUCGUCGUCCCCAUCUGGUUCCUCGCCAUCAUCUUCCCCUUCUUCGGGCCCAUCAACUCCGCCGUCGGCGCACUCCUCGUCAGCUUCACCGUCUACAUCAUCCCCUCCCUCGCGCACAUACUCACCUACCGCACCGCCUCCGCGCGAGCCAACGCGGCGGAGAAGCCACCGUUCUUCCUGCCGAGCUGGACGGCGAUGUUCAUGAUCAACGCCUUCAUCGUGGUGUGGGUGCUGGUGGUCGGAUUCGGGCUCGGCGGCUGGGCCAGCAUGGUCAACUUCGUGCGGCAGAUCGACACAUUCGGCCUCUUCGCCAAGUGCUACCAGUGCCCCAAGCCGCCCGUCAUCGCCGCGGCGCCGUCGCAGCACUAGGUCGAUCGUCGCGUGCAUGCAUGCCACCGGAGGGGACGAAGCAAAGGAGCUCGAUCAUCCCCUCUCCCGGCAGCACGGCGCAAGAACAACACCACCAGUAAUGUCGCUAGGUUUUGGUCGCCUUGUAAUAUACAAGCCUAGGGUGUCAGUCAGUGACAGUGAGUCACACCAUAGUAGAACAGGGCGCUUCAUGGGGUCGGUCCCUAGGACCUCGCCCCGGCCCGUCAGCCAGUUGCUUUCCCCAUCCCCGAUCGAUCCGUUGGUAAUGUUUGUGUUUGGCUUGCUCCUCCGAUAUGAGUAUAUGUGAUGGUCGUCGAUCAUGGCUUAUAAGACUUGCAGCUCAUGUGACAUUUCAUAUGACGAUGAUAUUAACAUAUAUCCUGUAGGGUUCUCUC